Messenger RNA from Salmo salar (Atlantic salmon), 3552 nucleotides. The record is from RefSeq and is a predicted model, not a curated record. NCBI's taxonomy places the organism in Eukaryota, Metazoa, Chordata, Actinopteri, Salmoniformes, Salmonidae.
AAUCACAACACGCACAUGUACACACACACAUGCACUCACACACAAACGCACACGGAUAUUAUAGUACUUACAUAUUCAUAUCAACACAUUAGUGUGCAACUCAAGCGAGUCAGUCAACAGCUUCCUCCCUCAAUUAACCAACCGUCUGAACACAAACCAUUUAUUGCUGUGUUAUUGACAUCACAUACUGCUGCAACCAUGCAUUAGCUACAGUUAAAGUGUAGCCUGAUACAUAGCCUCUGAGUGUUCAUGCUGCUUGACCUGUCUGUCCUUUAAUCAUGCCGAGGGUCACAUUAAGCCCAGUAGCUCCAGAACAGAGAAUAUUUUCUCUUUAUUUCAAUGUCCUCUUUCAUAGCUGAUAUUGAUUCUACUUGUUUUAGUUGAGCUGCCAGCAAUUACCAAAUUCCUGCCUGAUGACAAAGUGGCCAAUCUGAGAUGAUUGUGUCUGUUUAAAAUGCAUUACACCCCACUGUGCUGCCUGGCAUGUCAUCAAUAGCCUCUAUGCAUUAUACCGCCUCCAACGUUCUAAUUUACUUCCGACCGAGUUAAUGACUUCCGGAGCGAGUUCUGCUAUUGUUUUUAUCAUUAGCUUACUAGCUAUCGUCAAUGCUUUUCUGACUGAAAUAGUUCGCAAUGACUACGUUUAAAUUACAGCCCCGCGAAGGAGGUGCUAAUGAACAUUGUUCAGUGAUCUGUGUUCAGUUUCUUCCCAAUUUAAUGGUAUUGUGAGCUUCCAUCGUUUCCUGGUCGAUGUAGAGCACAGAAAAAGGUGGUUGGUGGCAGUACAUCGUGACAACUUUACUGUCACCAAACACACAAAGGUGUGUAGUACACAUUUCGUCGAAGGUGACUUUGUUGAGGGAAAAAUUGGGGGGCGACAAUAUCUAAAAAAAGGUGUUGUUCCUACUGUCUUCGCGUGGAACUGGCACAUUCAAAAGAGACCUGGUGUUUGGGAAAGAAGACUGAAACCUCCUGCUCCGACUGAGAGGGAUGAAGAACAAGGUGCGCUGCCUAUGGACUGUGCCGUCUCUGAUCCGCUCCAGACCCAUGAUUACUGUGCAGUCCCUGAACCCGCAGCCCUGGACAUGGCCCUAAUGGCAAUCCAUGAGCAUGUAAGAGAAAUUGAGGAGCUUCGAGCCAAGCUGGAGAAACUGACCACCCAAUGCAGCUUUGGUCUACAUCGAUUUGCUGGUUCUGACGAGGAUAUACGUUUUUACACAAGGUACAGUAAUGAUUUAUUAUUAUCCAGCACUACUAUUGUUUAUUAUUUACUAUUAAUUAUUAUUAUUAUCCCAAAGUCCAUCUUACCUUUAAGUACAUGUUCAUUGUUAUUUAAAACUAGGCUAGCAUAUCUUAGCCUAAGUAGGCACAUUGAAUGUAUAUUGUCUUUACAUUAGUUUUCAGUUAACCCCCAAAAAUGCUCCCAGGUCGUUGCUUCAAAUAGGAUUUGGUUCUUAGUCCACUUUCCAUGUUAAAUAACAGAACAUUUAAAACAAAUUCACUGCUGUGAUGAUAGCUGCUGUGAAUUACAGUACGAAUUGCAGUCACAAGAAAACAGGCUACAAUAGCAGCUAGGUCAUGUCUAGUGCUAGGGCUUAGAGAAGAUGGGCAAUAAAAGAAAUGAGCUUUUUUGGCAUUCAAAUACUCUGGAUCCGUCUUUAGAUUUGCAAGCUACACCCACCUGAUGGCCUUCUGGCACUUGAUUGAGCGGGCAGCAGAGACCAAGUUAAAAAGAGUCACAAGCAUCAAUCCAUCUGAAACAAGUGUUACUCGAAGAAAACCGACACUGCCAUCAAUCGACGAGUUCUUCUUGUUUAUGACUCAUCUGUCGCUGGGUCUGAAGCAGAAGGAUUUAGCCCAUCGGUUCAGCAUCCACCAAUCGACAGUGAGCCGGAUUAUCAUCUCUUGGGCCAACUUCCUCUACUGUCUGCUUGGAUCAGCACGGAUAUGGAUCCCCAAGGAAACCAUCAAAACCCACCUGCCACCUGAGUUCAAGGACUAUCCAUACACCCAGGUAGUGAUCGACUGCACUGAACUCCGCUGCCAGACACCAUCUUCACUACUACUACAGAGUGAGGUGUUUUCUUCCUACAAGUCACACUGUACCUUUAAGGGCAUGUUGGGAAUGUCACCACAUGGAGCCUUCACUUUUGUGUCAUUGUUGUAUGCUGGAUCUGUGAGUGACAAGGAGAUCUUCAAGCAGUCUGGAAUUAUUUCCUUACUCACCCCUGACAUGACCAUUAUGGUGGAUAAGGGCUUUCUUGUAGAUGACAUUGUUCUGUGCAAGGUGUACCGGCCAGCCUUUCUGUCAAGACGCACACAGAUGCCAGCGCAUGAGGUUAGGGAGACCCAAUCCAUUGCCAGGCUGAGAGUGCAUGUUGAAAGAAUGAUCCGCAGAGUAAAGGAGCACAAGCUGUUUGACACAGUCAUCCCCCUGACCAUCUCAGGCAGCAUCAACCAAUUAUUUGCAGUGGCGUGCCUGUUGGUCAACUAUCAAAAUGGACCUUUGGUCAGAGCAUGGGCCAAGCCAGUGUAAAUGUACAUGUGUUUAUUUGCUAGCAGCAAAAUAAUAAUUUGUUUAUCUAUGACAUGUAUCAAUCAUUUGUUUUGUAGUGAAUAUCAGUUUGUGUGGAGCUUGUAUUGGCUUUAAUUAGGCAAUGAGUAACAGGGGUGGGGGAAAGAAAUCAAGUAAACACAGAAUUGCCAGAAUGCAAGAUUGAAUACAAUGUUAGAGAUGUGUAAUUGAUUAACUGAACUGUUGAACAUUUGCUGAAAUACAUUUAUUAAACAUAUCUAUUCUACUGUAGAUUUCUUCACAAGAAUAUCAAUUCUUAUUUUUCAUAAAAACACUAAACUUGGCACCCAUGCAGGGGAUCCAUUCAGGUGCGAGAUAGACACUUCUGCAAAUCGUGGUAAAAAUACAAGUGGUCAACCUUCUCUCUUAUAGUUUUUGAAACCUGUAGAUCUUUAUAUAUCCUUUCAGCUAGGAUGUCCUCCUGUGCACAGAUGACAAAGUCACACCAGCUACAACCUGUGAGAAGGAUUUGACCUUGCACCUGCCAGUAGUAAGCAUGAGAUCUCUUCAACUUCAGCUCUCCAUUCUGUAUCUUCAGGUAAGGGCAGACAACAUAACUUGGUACAUUUGGGCACUUGACCUCUAAGAGUCCAAAGUGUGGUCUUACACUGGGAUCAAAUAUGAUUCCAUCUGGAGAGGAUCCUAACCACGGAGCAUCUGGGUGCACUACAAAGCCACACGGAAAGAAGUUAACAUUCUUCAGUGUGCAGUACUCCUGUACAGCCACUGGCUCCAUGGCUAGCCCCUUCUUCAUCUCCAUGGUCUGCAUACACAGAGCACUUCCUGCAACACAGGAGCAGUGGCUUUGGAUCACUAUCACUGGUACAAAGUGCUUUAACACCAUCUGUGAAGAUAAGUGUGAUGAAAGACUGAAGUGAGAAACAAGAAUGAUGUGGCCCAUAAAUAACAAUAAACAUAGUAGUGUCUAGUCUUAAUUAACCUCUUGACAUUACCCUAGGAUAGGGGGCGCCACAGCG